This is a messenger RNA of Styela clava, 1196 nucleotides long. RefSeq lists its product as uncharacterized. The record is from RefSeq and is a predicted model, not a curated record. Lineage: Eukaryota; Metazoa; Chordata; Ascidiacea; Stolidobranchia; Styelidae.
AAAUGAUGACAAUUUCUUUUGCAUUUCAGAAAUAAUUUUAACGAAAUUUUUAUCUGGGUUAAAUUUAAUAUAUUAGUAUAGAAAUGACAACACACUACUGCUUUCGCACUGGGGUCGGAGCUGAAACGAGCUCAAGAAAGAUUCAAACAUUUACUAUUAUCAUGCUGAUUGCUUUACUUUAUCCGGAUAUCCAUGUCGGUGUAAACGCUUAUUCGACUGUGGAACAAGUUGGCGGAUUCUCAGCCCCAGAAAUGAUGCGUAUCCUAUACAUCUCAGUAGAAGAAGCUUUUGACGCUUUUGUUAACAGAAAAAUGAAGUGUGGGGCGAACGACUGCACAGAAGAUCACACGACGUUGGAACUCACAGCAAUGCCGAAGUUCAAGUCACUUACAGAUGAGGACGACUCAAGCAUAUGUAAAAAAAUUCAAGAAAAUUACGAAUCUCUACAAACAUUCCAGUAUUUCAUUGCUCACUAUUUAAAAUGGAUCGAAAACACCGAAAUUGAUCGCGAAGUUAAAACUGUCGAUAAUGCUUUCGCUCGGUUUAAAAUUAAACAUUCUCAGUAUGUCAUGUCCACACUUUGUGAAACACCGACGGAAAUAACCAUCGAUCCAGUUGGGUAUCCGAUACAUCAUGCACCAAGUCCGAUAAUUGAGAAAGCCAGAAUAUACGAAUUUUUAUUGCAGUACAAAAAUUUUCUAAGUAGCUUCCAGCACGCAUACCUCAUCCCACAAAAAAGGACGGAAUAAUCACCGUAUCUGUUUCAACUUUGGUGGAAAAUUACCGAUGUCAAAACGAAAUGUAAAGUAUGUGAAGUGUUCAUCUGCAAUUGACGAAUCACCCCAGUCACAGACUGUCAGACUAUUAUUUAGAAUUAUGUGUAUUUACAAUAUCCUGCAAUUAAGUAUUAUAUAUAUUCAAUAAAGUAUUCGCAAACUUUUAAGCUGUAUCCGUAUACAAAUAUUAGAUGACAGAUUAUUUAUUUUUGGUCGUGCAAUAUAUUAAAACUAAAUACUGUUGAUGAAAUAAAUAAAAAUGAAGCAUUGUAUACAGCAUGUAUAGAUAUAUAUUAUGUUCAUAUUCCAUUUCAAUACAAGCUGGUAUUCAAAUAUUUGUUUUGUUAUUCUGUUUAUAACUGUGGUGAUAAUUUAUUAUAUUUAUUAUUAUUAUUAUCGCAAAUAAAACAAAAUGCUUGA